AUGAAGGGUACUACUACUAGCUGCAUUGAUGAUCAAAUACUAUGUGAGAUACUAAGCAGACUUCCAUUGAAAUCGCUUGUGCGUUUCAAACGCGUAUGCAAAUCUUGGCAAUCCUUGAUUGAAAAGGAUCAGUGGUUGAUCAAAUUACACCAUCGACGGCAAUUGAAAACAAGUCCACAUCUCUAUUUUUUGACCAGUAAAGCUGUAUUAGAAAGUCCACGGGUCUUCAUCGUGAAUCUCAUGGUGUCUUUUCCUAAGGAUGAAAGCGUUAAAAUUGAGAUUCCUUGUACAGCAAACUUGUGCAUAGACACAAACCACAAAGAAAUAACUACAGCAACAAAAACCAUGCAAGCCAUAUCGAAUAAAGAUUUGUUGGUUUGUCAGCAUAUACAAAAACCCAUCAACGGUAUGAUAUGCUUAAUCGACAAAAUAGAAAGAAAAGAUAUGGACUCUGACAAUGAAGUUAAAGAGGAUCAUGCUGCAGGUCUAUACAAUGUCAUCACCAAAGAAGCGACACCUUGGAUCAGAUCAGCUUACUUAGCACAAGUAGAGAAAUUAUGUGACUUAUCGAAAGUAGAUGUAUAUCGUACUUAUGAAUUUGGAUUUGAUCCUACAACAAGGGAAUACAAAGUGAUUUGCAUGUGGAGCAUAUCUGGGUAUGAGCUUCCAAAAUUGGAAGGGUACAUGGAGUACACAAUAUACGAAGACGAAGAGGAGAAUUACAAAAUGUGCGAGGCCUUGACUCUAGGCAGCGACACUGCUUGGAGAAGGAUUGAUAAGGUACCACCGUCAGAUAAGUUCUCUAAAGAUCUAUAUGGUUCCGUUUAUGCGAAUGGUUCCAUAUAUUGGAUGUAUUACAAUGAUAUUCGUCCCAUGCUAGUGGCAUUUGAUGUCGGGAGAGAGGAUUACAGAGUUAUGCCAGACCUUGAUAUGAUUGGUAUUGAUCGGCCUAACUCUUAUUAUCUUAUGGAAUUGGAUGGGCAUCUAGUUAUAGUAAAGAACCCAGAUAAUCACACUGUCAAUCUGUGGAUACUUGAUGACGACUGCGACAAAAAUACAAGUACUACAAAUACUAGUAACAUCAAAUGGACUAAAGAGAUUAUCAUGUUACCUAUUUGCUGGAGUUGUCAAUAUGUUCGGCUUCACGCUGUCGAGGGAACUGAGUACUCGAUCUUAGAACUAUCUGAUGUGGAGAGUGAUAAACCUCGUUAUCGCGAUUCUGUUUUCGUACAUUCUUAUAAUCGGAAGACGAAAACUUUCAGCAAGAUUGAAAUUACUGGAGAUGAAAGCGCCAACUCCUUCUUAGGUGCCAAUAUUGGUCAUCCCUCUUACAAAUUUACAAUGUAUGUUGAAAGUCUUUUGACCCUUCAGAGGAGUUAUAGGUGA
Papaver somniferum (opium poppy) is the source of this 1386-nucleotide messenger RNA. Its product is annotated as putative F-box protein At1g46984. Lineage: Eukaryota; Viridiplantae; Streptophyta; Magnoliopsida; Ranunculales; Papaveraceae. The transcript has a single exon. Gene Ontology annotation, molecular function: protein binding. The record is from RefSeq and is a predicted model, not a curated record. The coding region runs from base 1 to 1386 and encodes 461 amino acids.